CACCCUUCAGGGUAGCGCAGGGAUGAAACAGUGGAUGAAAGUACUUAAAAAUCAUCAUAACAACCGGAAUUAAGAUAAGCAAUGGACUUCACAGAAUCAGUGGUCGUAAUUUAGCUACCCCUCACCAAAGAAGCGUUUUGAAAAUGCAAACCUCCCCGAAUGGCUUUGUUCACUCAUGUGGAUUUAUGCCCUUCCGUCAGUGGUAGAACCAACUCGUUUCACUGUUUCACUUUGUCCUCUAAAGGAAGACUUCAGGAUGAAACGGACAGUCUUGCUCUUAAAAUACUUCUUGGUGAAAGUUCUGGUGCUGCUGUGCUGCGCGGACGGGGAAGCGCAGCAGCAACUCGAGGGCUUUAUAAUGCUCUCAGGAUCCAACGGGUCCCGGGAUGAGGAGAGUGGCGUUUCCGAACCUCCACACACAGAGGACAAAUGUCGGGGUUACUACGAUGUCAUGGGACAGUGGGACCCGCCGUUCAUUUGCCAAACUGGCAAUUAUUUGUAUUGUUGCGGCACUUGUGGCUUCCGAUUUUGCUGCGCUUAUAAAAACUCUCGUUUGGAUCAGAGCACUUGUAAAAAUUACGAUACGCCAGUAUGGUUAACGGGACAGACACCAUAUAAGAAAAAUGACCCAAGACAUGAUCCAACCAAGGAUAAAACAAACAUGAUUGUUUAUGUAAUAUGCGGAGUUGUGGCGAUCAUGGCACUAGUCGGGAUAUUUACGAAACUUGGACUAGAAAAGGCGCACAGACCUCACAGAGAAAGUAUGUCUCGAGCGGUGGCAAGCGUGAUGCAAGGUGCCCGUCAGGCUCAACACGAGGAGGCCAUCGGAAUGCACACACAGCACUAUGACACCGUGCAGGGGAGAGCAACCAACAUGCAAGGCGGCCAAAUAAACAACAUGAUGCAAACCCACCCGUAUCCAGCUCUCAGCCAGCUGUCCCAUGUCUAUGAACAACAGGAUCCAGGAAAAGAGUUCAACAAAUAUGCGUCGCUGAAGGCUGUGGCUGCCAAAGCAAACGGAGAAUUCCUCAACAAGCAACACCGUCACCUGGUCGAGAUGGCGGCUAAGGGAAGUCUGCCCCUACAUCCGGUGAGAAUGGAGCAUGUUGAGCCCACAGCCUCUUACGUCACCGAGGUCCCGUGCCUGAAACAAAAUGGACAGAAGCCCAAAAGCAGUAAACCCAUUGUGCCCCAUCCUGCAAUGGCCUACAGCUCCAACACAAUUGCCAAUCCCGGAAUGCUGAGGAAUUGGGAGGCCACAGAAACAAUGGGUAGGCGCAAAACCUACGGAACUAGGAAGCUGUGCACAGUUCAGCAGGUUCACGAGCUACACACUGCCCGCAGUCAUCAUUACCUACCCACGCAACCCUACUUUGUAACCAACAGUAAGACAGAAGUCACUGUGUGAAAAGCAGAGAGCAAAACGUGAUUAUCAUCAUGACUCUCUGCCCUGCCCCCUAGUGGACCGGAGGCCCCACUGGGUUUAUAUGUCAUGCUACGACUGGCACCAGAGACAACAUCAGCUGACUGUGAGGCCAGGAACAUUUGGAAAUGUUCACUAUUUAUUUACACUGUAACGAUGUUUGUGUUCCGUCGACGACAAGGUAAAGAGCAAAACAGAAUCAAAUUGGCACAAGAAAAUAUAAAACAAGCAAUAAGAUCUAAUAAAGUUACUGUAUGUGGAGAGAAUGGCUAUGGCGAGUUAAGACAUAACAGAAAUAAAACAUUCCACAUUAUCGAUUUCAGAUAUUAAAGGGCUGGCGUGGAGUAUGACAUACAAGGUGAUGAUCUUAUCCAAAAUAAUAAAGAGUGAACGGAUCAGGUGCAGGUAUUGAUUUGAUAACAGAAAGCUUGUUUUUAAAGGGGAUAUAACAGACACUGGAGUGAAACACAAUGAAGUGGGCUGUGCCUUUAACAGUAUAAAGCAACUUACAACUAAAGGCUUGAAAGAUGUUUAAGUCUUGAGACAGAAGAGUGUGCCACGAGGUAGCAUUUUCAUGACACAGGCAACACUGUUAAAAGGACACAGAAGCUUGGUCUUUGAAAGUGAUCUUUGAAAUACAGUAUGUGUUUGGUCUUUUUUGCAAAAAUUUGACAUUGAUUUCUUACAUGUACUCUCAAACGCAUAAGAGCAUGUUGAAAUAUUGUCAAAAUCGUUUCUUAACAUCAGUGUAUCUGCAACUUAGUUGCUGCCACAUUUGUUUUGCGAGGUUUUUGCACUUGUGUGAUACGGAAGCUCCUUUUUUAUUUAUUUAUUAUUUAUUUACCAGACAGAUGAGACUUAUGGUGAGAAACUAUAUGUUUAUAUAUAUUUAUACCUUUGCCAGUAUAUGUAUGCACACUAUACAGUACAUUGUGCCAAGAAGUAGCUGGUUGAAGUCGUUGUGUUCCAUUAUGAUUUAGCUUAUUUUCUGUUUUAUUAACGUGUGUGUGAGAGAAAUCUUGCUGUUGCUUCAUCAUGAUAUAAUGGAGUUAAGCUCUGGUAAUGAAGAUGUACUUUUAAAGCACUGGAAUAAAAUGAGCUUUUUAUUUCCA
Triplophysa dalaica is the source of this 2535-nucleotide messenger RNA. It is a transcript of the gene shisa9a, whose product is annotated as shisa family member 9a. Gene Ontology annotation, biological process: regulation of AMPA receptor activity; regulation of short-term neuronal synaptic plasticity. NCBI's taxonomy places the organism in Eukaryota, Metazoa, Chordata, Actinopteri, Cypriniformes, Nemacheilidae. The record is from RefSeq and is a predicted model, not a curated record. The coding region runs from base 176 to 1408 and encodes 410 amino acids. The transcript is spliced from 4 exons. Gene Ontology annotation, cellular component: dendritic spine membrane; AMPA glutamate receptor complex; postsynaptic membrane.